Salpingoeca rosetta is the source of this 2349-nucleotide messenger RNA. RefSeq lists its product as uncharacterized. Gene Ontology annotation, molecular function: transcription coregulator activity; RNA polymerase binding. The record is from RefSeq and is a predicted model, not a curated record. The transcript is spliced from 21 exons. NCBI's taxonomy places the organism in Eukaryota, Choanoflagellata, Craspedida, Salpingoecidae. Gene Ontology annotation, cellular component: nucleus. The coding region runs from base 26 to 2245 and encodes 739 amino acids.
CAACAACGAACAAACGAAUGAACGAAUGGCAGCAGCAAAAACAGAAGCGGCGCAACUGGCAAAGAUGGAAGCAGGAGGAGAGGCGCCCCUUCCACCAGGGUGGAAGCAGCAAGUGACGCCGGAUGGACAGGUGUACUACUUCAACACCAAGACACGCGAAAGCUCGUACACGCGCCCAACAGCCCAGCCGCAUCAAGCCCCCAUAGCAACGCCUACCGCUCCAGCUCCUGCUGCUGCUGCAUCCAAGAAAGCGGUUGCUCGCAAGCGCAUUGGCAAGACAAAGUGGUUCGUCGUUCGCGCCAGCGAUAACUCCCUGUUCUACUUCAACAAGGCGACGAAGAAGUCUGCGUACACACUUCCAGAUGAGCUGAAGGCAGAGGCCAUUCCACAGCUCGAGGAGGUUGCUGUUGCAGAGGAGCCUGCAGCAAAGAAAGCAAAGCAGGACGAUGGGCACACGGGACUGCUGCCAAACCCAGCGCUCCUGCCCACUGGGCCGAGCACUCAACAACCGCACCAGCUCGCAACACCACAACAGGCACCCCCGCCACCACCACCACCGCACAUGAUGCAGCACAUGCCACCACGCCCACCCAUGCCUCCACCACCACACCUCCAACAGCAGCAGCAAAUGCAGCAGCAAAUGCAGCAGCACAUGCAGCAGCAGCCAAACCUGCCACCCCGGCCCCCAAUGCCACCAGCACCACCACCACCACCGCAUGGCGCCCCGCCGCCGUAUCAGCCAGGAUGGCGACCAGGUGCACCGCCACACGCACGACCACCACCACCACCGCACCAUCAUCACCACCACCACCAUCACCGUCCGCCUCCUCCACAUCACCGCCCACCGUACCCGCCGCACCCGCACGCGUUCCGGCCACCACCCCACCUUCACUACCACCACCACCACCACCAGCAGCAGCAGCCUGCGAAGCCAAAGGGCCCUUCCCUUGCUGACAAACAGAAUGAGUUCAAGAAGGUGCUGGCGGCGCGAAACGUGUCUGCGUUUGCGCUGUGGGACACAAUCCGCAUGGAGGUUGAGGAUGAGCCAUCCUUCAAGGCGCUCACAGAGAAGCAGGCAAAGUCCGCCUUCAACAAGUAUCAAAGCAGCAAGUUGGAGGAGGAGAAGUCAGCCGUCAUGUCGAAAGCAGCAGAGACGAAGAAAGCGUUCCGAGAGCUGAUGGAGGAAGCAAACGUGGACGAGAAGACAACGUGGAUCUCGUUCAAGACCAGGUGGCAAGAAGAUUCACGCUUCAAGGCAAUUGGCAAGGAGAAGGAACGGGAGGCUGCGUUUCGGGAAUACGUGGAGGAAUUGCAUGAGAAGGACCGAACAAAGGCAAAACAGCGCGAAACCAACAAGAAGGCGGCCUUUGCUGCAUACGAGGAUCUUCGCGUCACCCGCCGCGAUUCGUUCCGCGCCCUCAGGCGGCGAAUCCGUGAAGACGAGCGUUGCAAAGACAUUGACGAGGCAGACUUGGAGGCAUGGUUCUGGGAGUAUCAGGACAAGCUCGGCAGCGGCGGAGUUUCCGCAAUUCAGCAACGCGAGGCGGCUGUUGCAGAGGAACGGCGCCGGCUUGAGCGCGACAUGCAGCGCGCAUCCCGCAACUUGCAGCGUGGUGAAGGACGUGAUACGUUCAACACGCUCCUGGCGAACAAGAUCCGCUCACAUCAGGUGUCGUGGGAGGAUGCUGUACCGGCGAUGGAGGGCGACCCACUGUGGUCAAUGGUACACCUCUCAGACGCCGACAAGCAGCAGCUGUUCCACGAGCACCAGGCUGCGCUGCGUGCACGUGCGCGGGCCGGGUAUGCUGCUGCGCUGGACACGGUGCUUGAGAAGUAUGGAGACGACAUCACGUUUGAAGACGUGCCCCCCAUCAUCGAGGGCGAUCCGCGCGUCACCAACUUCUCCUCCUCGCACGAGGAGCUUGAGACCGAAUUCAACAGGUACGUCAUCGAGCGGAAGGAGCGGCUCGUUGAGGACUUCAAGGCCCUUCUCAGGGAAACAAAGUGCAUCACGCACAAGUCCUGGGAGAAGGUAAAGGAGCACAUGGUGGACAGCCCCCACAUGAAGGAGAUCCAAGACUACCUCGAGCACGACAAGCGGUAUCACCUGCUGGAGAACGACCCAACCACGCGCGCCCAGCUCCUCGUCGACUACAUGCAAGAGCUGCAGCGUCGGGGAACGCCGCCGCCGCCAACGGCGAGCAACCCGAACGAGGAGCAGAGGCCAGACGUGACUGCGCUGUAGCCAAGAUCCACUGUGAUGAUGUGCAUGACAUGUGUGCGUGGCAUGUGUGUGGUGUGGCAUGGUGUGAGCAAACAAACUCUUCAAGAACAAAGCCAAUCACCACC